This is a messenger RNA of Neospora caninum, 3900 nucleotides long. RefSeq lists its product as hypothetical. Bases 1 to 3900 code for a protein of 1299 amino acids. Gene Ontology annotation, cellular component: COPI vesicle coat. The transcript has 22 exons. Gene Ontology annotation, biological process: endoplasmic reticulum to Golgi vesicle-mediated transport; intracellular protein transport; intra-Golgi vesicle-mediated transport. Lineage: Eukaryota; Apicomplexa; Conoidasida; Eucoccidiorida; Sarcocystidae. The record is from RefSeq and is a predicted model, not a curated record. Gene Ontology annotation, molecular function: protein binding; structural molecule activity.
AUGCCGCUCCGCGUCUCGCUGAAAAAACACUUCUUCGCUCGCUCCGAGCGCGUCAAGUCCGUGGACUUCCACCCUACAGAGCCUUUCCUUCUCUCGGCGCUCUACGACGGCCGGCUCCAAAUCCACGACUACACGACGCAUGCACUCGUGAAAGAAAUCGACGCGUCUCCCCUCCCGCUCAGAACGGCGAAAUUUAUUGUCAAGCGGCAAUGGAUGAUCUGCGGUGGAGACGACUGCGCACUGCGCGUGUUCAACAUCCACACGCUGGAGAAAGUGAAGGAAAUCCCAAACGCUCACGGCGACUACAUUCGGCACAUCUCCGUCCACGUCUCGAAACCCCUCGUUCUCUCCUCCUCCGAUGACAUGACGGUUAAGCUAUGGCACUACGAGAAGAACUGGGAAAAGCUUGCGUCCUACGAGCAACACAGCCACUACGUGAUGCAAACUCAGUGGCAUCCGCGAGACCCGAACCUCUUUGCUUCCUGUUCGCUCGACCGCACAAUCAAAGUCUGGGGCGUGCAGGCCCGCAGCGCCUCGCCCUCGACGGCUGCCGCGUUGACAGGCGCCGGCUCGCCUGCGGUCGUCUCGGCCCCGCACUUCACCCUGACGGGACACGAGCGGGGCGUGAACUGCAUCGAGUACUCAAAGAGCGGAGAACGCCCGUACCUCGUCUCAGGAAGCGACGACUGCACAGUCCGCGUGUGGGAUUACCAAACCAAGCAGUGCAUCCAGGUUUUAAGCGGCCACUCGAAAAACGUCUGCUCCGUCCUCUUCACAUCGCUUUCCGGACACGUCCUUCCUCUCCUCUUCUCCGCAGGCGAAGACGCCCAGCUGUUCGUAUGGCAUGCGCUGACGUACAAAAAGGAGCUUUCUCUGGACUUGAAUGUGGAGCGAAUCUGGUCACUCUCGCUCCUUGACCCUUCGGCUGCUUCCUCGGCGGCCACGGGUGGAGCCGCAGGCGCUUCGCCGGCAGCUGGCGUCGGAGGCGGAGGCACCGGCGGUCUCGGCGGCCUCGUUCUGGCGAUUGGAAGCGACUCUGGAACUCUUGUUCUUAAGAUGGGCAAGGAGCAGCCAGUUGCCUCCUUGCACAGCGGCAAGGCAGUGGUUGCUCGAGGCUUUGAGAUUCUCCAAGUGAACCUCCGGCUGCUGGAGGAACAGCAGUACCAGGAUGGCGAGAGACUCCCAGUCGCGUACAAGGAGCUCGGACAAUGCGAGAUUUUCCCGCAAAACAUCAGCCACCAUCCAAACGGCCGCUUCAUCGCCGUGUGUGGGGACGGCGAAUACGUGAUUUACACAGCACAGGCUUUAAGGAACAAGACGUUUGGAAAGUGUGUCGACUUUGUGUGGUCGGCUGAGGGUCACUACGCGAUCCGGGAGGAGAACAACCGCGUCCGUGUCCACACGAACUUUGCGGAGACAUUUAACUUCACACCGCCUUUCUCCGUGGAGACACUGUGGGGUGGGGCCCUCCUCGCCCUGAAGGCCGCUGACGACUCCUUCGUGUGCUUCUACGACUGGGAAGCUUGCAGGCUCAUCCGCCGAAUCGACGUCGUCGGCGUCCAGCAGGUGCACUGGAGUCCUAGCGGUUUCUUCGUCGCUCUCUUCACGUCGGACAAAAUCUACGUGUUGCGCCACGACAAAUUUGCAGUCAUGGCAGCGAACGCUGCGCAAGCUAGGGAGGAAGAGGGCGGCAUCGAAAUCGCUUUCGAACUCGUCGACCAAGUCGCAGAGACAGCCGUGAGCGGUCUGUGGGUCAGCGAGUGUCUGGUGUACACCACGACGCAAGGCCGAGUCAAGUGCUGGUGUGCCGGCCAAGUGGAGGUUCUGCAUCACAUGAAUGCUGGCCGAGCUUCCUUUCUCCUCGGCUACCUCCCGGAGCAAAAUCGGCUGUACUUGAUCGACCGCGAUCUCGGUUUGAGUGCAUGCAGCCUCCACGUGGCCUUCAUCGAGUACAAGGUGGCGAUGGCUCGAGGGGACCUCCAAGCAGCCGCGGAGUUCCUCCCGCGCAUCCCCGUCGAGCUCCACGAUCGCGCUGCGCGCUUCCUCUUCUCCAAAGGAUACAAAGAAGAGGCUUUGAAUCUCGCGCGCGAUGAGCAGCUUCGCUUCGACGUCGCCCUGUCUCUGGGGCGCCUGCAGACCUGCGCCGAAUUGGUGCGCUCAACGAGCAAAUCGACCGCGGAACCGGGCACAGUCUCGGCGCGCUGGAAGCGUCUGGGCGAUGUCGCCCUGGAGACAGGUCACCUCGCCCUUGCAGCCUCCUGCUUCCAAGAGUGCCGAGACCACCAUUCGCUCCUCCUGCUCUACUCGGCCAGCGGAGACGGAAGAAAGCUGCUGAACGUCGCCGCUUCGGCUCUCCAAAGCAAAAACUUCACGGUCGCUUUCCUCGCCUAUGCGCUCUGCCAACGCAUCGACGACUGUGUCGACGUUCUCCUGGCGGCUGGACGCUUCCCGGAGGCGGCUCUCUUUGCGCGAAGCUACGCGCCGAGUCGGGCGAGCGCAUGCGUGAAAAAGUGGCGAGAGGCUCUUGUGAAGAAACAGAGCAAAGGCGAGAAAAGACAGAAGAGCGACGCGCAGAGAAAGGAAGCAGAAAGCGAGUGCAGAGGCGGCGGGCCAGCAGACCCCGCGGAGCAGCCAGAGAAGUUCGGCAACCUCGAAGAAGCAAUUGAGGCGGAGAAGAUCCUCCGAGAGCGAUACACCCGCGUCGUCCCCGCCUCAGCAUUCCCGUCCAUGCGCAACCUGCUCGAUUUUGACAUCGUUCAGCAGAUCAACCAAGAAGGCGCGCAGAAGGUUCGGAACGAGUUGCUUUCGGUUUCCUUGGAUGAGCUUCUCGAAGGAGCAACCGACCAGCGAGGCGAGCCGAAGGAAGUGCCUGACCUCCUCGACGCUGGGUCCGCGGGUGGUCCCGUGCCGCCAGGAAACGAGCAGCCCAUGAAUGGUACAGUGCCUGUGGAAGCGCGCGCGCCGGGUUUCGAUGCUACUCUCUCUGGCGCUCCAGCAGACAUGUACAAGGUGCCCCACAGCGUGAAUGCUGCUGCGUCCCCCGCCGCUUCUCUUACGUCUCCGCAUCUUUCGGAUGAGCCUGCGUAUGGCGCUCAGUCUCAGUCUCAUUUAUAUCAGCCUUCGGGAGUGGGAGGGGGCGACGGCGGGCUCUCUGCCUCGCUUGCACUUCGCUUUGCAGAAGAACCCGCGAAGUUCGCGGCGGUGGAGCCGAAGGAAACCAACCACGCGUCUAACAACUUGAACCUCGACCCCUGUGGGAGUAUCCCGCGGUCGGCAAGCGUCGGCUAUUCAGACAUUCGUAGCACUGUAACGGAGCGAAGUGCGUACACUGGCACAUCGAGUCUUGACGGUCAAGCUGGAGCGAACUCGUCGGGUGUCUAUACACCUGGUGCGUAUGACGCGACGCAAGGAAGUGGCGCUGUGUCGAAUCUUGGCCUCGACAGCAGAGAAGAGAGAGAAAGGUACGGGGAAACAGAGAAGAGGGGCGACUGUAUGGAAGGCGGCGAGGUAGAGAAUUCGGGAUCUUACCCCGUGGAAAGAAGUCAAGAACGCGGGCACAGCGAGGACCAGUCACCGCACACGUCUUGGGGCGUACCACCGGUCGUUUCGCCCGGAAUUCGAGGUGAAUCAGGAGGAUAUGGCGGGUAUGGAGCGCAGCAAAGUGCAGAGGACGCCAACGCCGAGUUGGUGAACGCCAACCAGUUCACGCAAUCUCGUCUAGGUGGAGUCGGAGACUUCUAUCGCGAACAGAGAGGCGAGCCGGCGGAGUUCCAGCACGGCGAGCCCGAGCCAGGCGCUCAGUUCUUGCAGGACGAAUUUGUUGAUGUCGCGGACCCCAGUGACCUCAACAAGGGCGUGGCCGGCGGGAGCGACAUUUCCUUCUCCGACGUUGAGGCGUGA